Molecule: messenger RNA, 1153 nt
Organism: Colius striatus (speckled mousebird)
Lineage: Eukaryota; Metazoa; Chordata; Aves; Coliiformes; Coliidae
Gene: PUDP
Product: pseudouridine 5'-phosphatase
Exons: 5
Coding region: 1-1020 (339 amino acids)
Molecular function (GO): phosphatase activity
Source: RefSeq, a predicted model, not a curated record
AUGAACUGCGGUUGCAGUGGCACAUGCAGAGCUGCCUGGUAUGUGGGAGACCCCAAGCUGGAGCAAGGGAGGACUGGCGAGGAGUACUUCUCAGGAGUGAGGAAAACGCGAAAACAAAUAAAAAAGGCCAUUCCACCCCACUGGCCGCCGGACCGUCCAGGGCGCUACCGGCACUCAUAUCCCACGACUCUGACUCCCCGGUUCAGCCGUGCCUCUCAGCAGCCCCGCUCCCCACGGACUCCCGCCGUUGCCUCCGAGAGCGCCUGCGCCACCGCUGCCACGCCGGCUCCCGGCUGCUCAGAACUCGUCAUGUCUGCUGCCUCCUCGUCUUCCUCCGAGGCCGCGCUGCGGCCGGUUACUCACCUGAUCUUUGACAUGGACGGUCUCCUGCUGGAUACCGAGCAUCUGUAUACAGUAGUGUACAAAGAAGUCUGUGGACGUUUUGGAAAGAACUAUACCUGGGAUGUGAAAUCCUUGAUCAUGGGUAAAAAAGCCCUAGAAGGGGCACAGAUUGUUCGAGAUAUUCUAGAUCUUCCAAUAACCAAGGAAGAAUUAUUACAUGAAUGUGAAAAGAAGCAGAAAGAGCUAUUCCCUACUGCUGAAUUGAUACCAGGGGUUGAUAAGCUGAUCCGUCAUUUACGCAAACACAACAUACCCAUAGCUGUUGCCACCAGCUCAGGUGAGGUGACAUUUCAGAUGAAAACCACCAGACACAAAGACUUCUUUGGUCUUUUUCAUCAUAUUGUACUGGGAGAUGACCCCGAGGUGAAGUGUGGCAAGCCACAGCCAGAUGCAUUUCUAGUUUGUGCAAAGAGAUUUCAACCUCCUGCACCUCCAGAGAAGUGUCUUGUGUUUGAAGAUUCACCACUUGGAGUUAAAGGAGCACUGGCAGCAGGAAUGCAAGUGGUUAUGAUUCCAGAUGAAAAAUUAAAUCCAGACCUUAAAAAGGGGGCAACACUACUGCUGAACUCCAUGGAGGAUUUCAAACCAGAACUGUUUGGUUUGCCAGCUUAUGAUUAACGUCUGAUGUCUAUGAACAUGCACUUUACUGGUGGGAAAGUGGAAUUAAAUUUUGUUAUGGUUUUAUGAUUGUUUGCAUCUUUUUCUCUCUUCCUCAAAAUCAGAGCACAAAAAUUGUGUUAACACUUAGUCU